AAUUGUACAGCUACACAGAAGAGCCAGAAUUCUUCUUGCAAAAAAAGGCAUUUGAAGAUCUCUUGGAAGAGUAUGAUUUACAUGGACGGUGGACUACCUUUAAUGAUUCUCGGAAAGAAAAAAUCAUUUUACGUCUUCUAGAUUCAAUUGAAGUUUCUCAGCGAUCUACUCGAAUGCAAGCAGCUAGAGCAAUAUUGUAUUUAGUGCAAGGUGUUUUUGGAGAAUGUAUUACUCUUGAUCAACAGUCUCAGUUGGCCAGGGUUAAUGUUUUUCUUCUGUAUAAUUUCGGAGUAUUUUAUACAUUUGUUCAACUGUUGAAUAUGGAGAUAGAGAAUAGCAGUGCUGCUACAUCUGCUCUUCGAAAGCCAGCUGUGUCUUUGGGUGAUAGUACAGAUCUACGUAUAAUUUUAAAUGUUUUGUAUACUUUUGUUGAAGUUAUGCGUGUUCCUUGUGAAUCUGAUACUGAUGAAAUGAAGAGAUGUCGAGAAAAUUUUCAUAAAGAGAUUGCUUUGCCUUUGUUUGGAGAGGAUUUAUUAGCUCAUACACUAUUCCAAAUGGUAACAAGGUUCUGCAGUGGUAGUGCUCCACAUUUUCCAGUUAAGAAGAUUUUACUCCUUUUAUGGAAAACAAUUUUGGUCUCUUUAGGUGGAACUGAAGAAUUACGGAAAUUGAAAUCAAAAUAUCGUACCGAAGCAGGUCUACCACCUGUACCAGAUGAUACCAUUGAAGUUACAAGAACGAUGAGAGCAGCAUCACCUCCUGCUUCUGCAGCUGACCUGAUUGAAGCACAGCAGCAGAGAAAGAAUAAUAGACCUUUCAAAAGACAAACCUUAGUAAAGCAGAGUAGUAUGGAUGAUUCAAUGGCAUUUCAAGACCUUGAAAGUGAUAGUGGAACUGAUGAUGAAUUGCGUUAUAUUGAAGAGCAUCAAGCUGUUGAAGAAGAAUAUCGACCCCCAACUCCACGACCGUCCACACCUUUGCCUACAUCUCUUUCUGAUCAUGGCAUAAUACCUCAAAAUAAAGGGCUUCCUUGGGUUCCAAAAGUUCGGCCAAAAGAUAUAGAUAGCUUUUUAGACCAUACUCGCAUGAAGUUUGUGGGUUUUCAAUUGAACAAUGAUCAGACAUCUCUAGCUGGUUUGCCUCUUCCUAUUCAUGAAGGUCUUAAAGUUUUAAAACAGCACGUGUAUGUAUCCUUAGCUGAAGUACAAAUUAAACGAGAGGACGAAAUAUCAAAACUUCCAUUGUCAAAGAAAGAAGUAUGCAUUCCACAGACUUCAGUUGAAAUAUUGUAUCAUGCUAUUCUUCCUAGCUUACCUCAGUAUAUGAUUGCUCUGCUGAAAAUAUUGCUUGCUGCAGCUCCAACUUCUAAAGCAAAAACAGAAUCAAUCAAUAUUAUGGCUGAUGUUUUACCUGAGGAAAUGCCAAUGACAGUUAUUCAGUCUUUGAAAUUAGGAAUUGAUGUGAACCGACACAAGGAAAUUAUUGUUAAAGCAAUAUCAGGCAUUUUGCUUCUUCUCUUAAAGCAUCUGAAGUUAAAUCACAUAUAUCAGUUUGAGUACAUGAGCCAGCAGCUAAUGUUUGCAAAUUGUAUACCGUUAGUCCUCAAGUUUUUUAACCAGAACAUCAUGUCUUAUGUGGGUGCAAAAAAUACUAUUUCAGUAAUAGACUUCCCUGCUUGCGUUAUUGGGGAGCAGCCAGAGCUCACAGAAGAAACUCUGGAAAUGGGAGACCAACUGCCUUACUGUUGGAGAAACCUGUUUUCUUGCAUUAACUUGCUUCGUCUUUUGAACAAAUUAACUAAAUGGAAGCAUUCACGAAUAAUGAUGCUUGUUGUUUUUAAAUCAGCCCCUAUUUUAAAGCGAGCAUUAAAGGUCAAACAUGCUAUGAUGCAGCUCUAUGUUCUGAAGUUAUUGAAAAUGCAAACUAAGUACCUUGGAAGACAGUGGCGCAAAAGUAACAUGAAGACUAUGUCAGCUAUAUAUCAGAAAGUUCGACAUAGGCUCAAUGAUGAUUGGGCAUAUGGAAAUGAUUUGGAUGCAAGACCAUGGGACUUUCAAGCAGAGGAAUUUGCUUUGCAAGCUAGCAUAAAUCGCUUCCACAACAGAAGGUAUGAUCGAACGGGAUCACUAUGUAAUGACCCAGACUUUCAGUCUGUUGACAACAAUGUCUUAAGUGUCUUAGGGCGGGAAGUUGAGUUGACUGAUGACUUCAAAUAUCAUUAUGAAACGUGGCUGAAACGGGAAGUAUUUCAACUUUCAACAGAUUGGGAUCAACUUCUCAACUAUCAAUACGUCUAAUUUAUGCAUUUUUUUCGUGAACUUGCAGUAUUUUUAUCUGAUUGAAGAAAUUAUUGUAUAAAAAUAUUUAUGAGGUUUGAACCUACAAUGAUAUUUGUAUAAAAAUAGUUUAGAUAGGAAAAAGCAAAUAAAUCUGAUCUGUAGUGAGGCACACUGUUUUAAACUGAGAAAGAGUAUUAUGAAUUAUUAUAGGAGGAAGUUUAUUUUGGCAUCUUGUGUAGGAAAGCUUUUUAUAUCAAUGUAUGUAAAGAAUAUUACAAGUUUUGUCAUAGUAUACAGAUAUUUUUAAUAUUUUAUGUAAUAUGUAAGAAAUGUGGUUGCACUUUGUUAUAGACACAAAAUUCACUAUUAAUAUUUAAAUUAUUUUACUGCAGUGUGUUAUAAUGUUAUUAGAGAUUUAGUUUGCAUCCAUCAUGAAAUUAUUUUAAUUACAAUAAUUUUUUGCUGAAAAAUAUUUCUUCUUGUGUGUUAUACAAGUUCAUGUCUUUACUCCCCCCCCCUUUUCUUUUAAAUUCCUUGAAAUGGUCUGGAGUUGCCUAAUGCAUGUGCCUAUGAAUGUAUAUUUGUGAGUAUAUCAUUUAUUAUGUGAGCAGCAUAGUUAUUUCAGGGUGUGCAGUAAUCAUGAAAUUGUCCGAGCAUUUAUUUUUAGGAUACUUAUGUAUCUUCAGCCAUGAAAGUUAGCUACCAUUGAACCGUGUAAGCUGGCAAAAAUUCUGCCAGAGUUGCACCAAUCGUUCCUAUGCAUUUCUGAACAGCACUUUUGUCUGCAACUCUGGGAAUAAAACAUAUGCCAGUAUCUUCACAAACCACAAAAUAGCCACUGCUGCAAAAGAAUUUGAUCGAUUUGUUUUUGCGCUUCAUAAAAAAGUUUCAUCGAUUUCUACUAUUGUAUCAGGCCCUCUGAUUUUACUGAAGGCUCUGUUGAGAACAUUAUGAAUGUAAACUUCCUGCAGGUGGUUUUUCCUAUUUAUUUCUGUUUCUUCAGCCAUAUCAAGCUGUUCUUAUACCAAUUCAUUCUGUGUUAAUUCUUUCAGAACUGGAAUGCAUGGUAUUCUGCAGCUGUCUAACUCAUUUUGUUUUAACGAUAAGAAAAAAUGAAGCAAUAGCAGUUAAUUUAUAUCCUGGUUCAUUAAAAUUAAAGGUGGCUUAUCAAGAGUCAGUUGGUUAUCACAUCAAGCGAAAGUGCAGGUGUGCACAUUUAUCCACAGUUGGCAGUAAAUCUGUGUGCUUGGAUACAGUUUCCCGCUUGAUAGGAUAAUACUUAGUGCCAUUUUCAAAUAUGCAAAAUUUCACAUUGUAAAAAGUAUAAUUUUGGCUGUUAGGAUGAAAGUAAAAUAAACACUUUAAAUUUUGUGAUAUAUGAUCAUAUCUGAAAUGGCUGUAAAAACACAAUAUUUUAAUGUAGGUUAUAUAUGUUGCAAGAAGCAUGUGGCUAGUUUUAUAUAUAUAUUUAAGUAUUCCUUCAAAGUCCUGUUAUAAUGAGGGGAUUCUAGUCUUGAGGGGGUAUUUUUAUAAAAGUAUUCCCUCACUGAGGUGACAAAACUCAAUAAAAAUCAGAACGCAGAGAAUGCAGCUAAUCCUGAACACUAGCCUUCCUGCAUAAUUUACAGAAUUUCAUUCAUGGCUGUCAAGUGAUAUCUGGAUAGCUGUUUUAGUGUAUUCUUUAAUAUCAUUAGUAAGAAUUUUUUAUUGGUGUGUUUCUGUAGGGCUUGGUGCAGUAGCUCUUUUAACAUAUUCUUUAUUUAUUAAUUUUAUGCUUCAGAUUUUCUGUCAUGUCGUCAAGGUUUUUAAAAUUUCUAGUAAUUCCAUUAUAUUUCCAGAAAUUGUUGUACUAGAUUUGAAAAAGUUAAAUAUGUUUCCAUUAUGUUUUUCUCUCCCUCUCAAAAGUGUUAUUCUCAGUAAGGCCAAUUAAUUUUUUUAAAUCACCUAUUUUAAUUCAAAUUUACUAGCAGAAGUUAAUUAGCUUACUUAGAUGAUAAUGGAAGUGAUUCUAAAAUCCAUAGAACAGAGAAAAUGUUUCUCAGUGAAUCAGUGACUUCACUGUUAUUAAACUUCAACACUUGGAAUGUAAAUUUUUGCUAAUGAUUUUUAAAUAAAUUCUUCAGAGUUGUGUUAUUGAAAUGGUGUUUCUAAACGUCCCAGAUAUUAACAUUGUGAAGUGAUUAAAAUAUCCUAAACCAAUUUUACAAUCUACUGCUAGUCAUGAUUUUUUUUUUUUUUUUGUAAAUGUCACAUAAAUUUAUCAGUUGUUAAAUCUUACUAAAUCUUGUUUGUUUUUUGAGGCAAGGAAUUCAAAUUGCAUAACAAAUGCCCUGUGUACUUAAUUCUUGUAGUAGGCCACUUAAAAAAUUUUUCUUGUUCUUUGGGGUAGGAAAAUUAAAAAUACACAACAAAUGACACAUUAAAUUCUGAAAAUAGGAAUCAUUUGCAUUAUUUCCAUUUUAACAAUGAAAAUCUAAUUUGGGGUGUUUCCAGUGUGAUUUAUUCUUACUAGAUCUUCAACUAGGCAAAUGCAGACAGCUUCAUUAUACAAUUUAUUAACAACGUGUAUCUGGGGGGUCAAACUGUAUUGUGAAUGCAUGCCAUCUUUCCUUAGAAAGUCCUCCAUGAAGGCAUCCCUCCUCCAUGGUAGAUAGCUUUGCAAUAUUAAAAAAUAAUGAAUUACGUAAAUGAUAAAAGGAUUUCGAAGUUAUUUAAAUUUGUCCUUGGUUUUUACCUCAAUUUGCCCAUGUUUUUCAUUCUCCAUUUUGUUUUUUAACAGUUUUAUAUAUUUUGGCUACGCCUCUUCUUAUAUAGUCAUAAACCUGCUUCAGCAUUUUUUUUUUAAUGGCUACAGAUUGUCCCUUUUUAUCAAAAAAAAAUUCUCAUGUUUUGCCCUACUUUUUACUUGCAGUUCUCUCAAAUUCAAAGAAAAUUUUACUGAAUUCAGAAGUAUACAAAUUUUAAACAUGGAAGUUUGUUACUAAUUUGAGUUUUCUUUCCCUUGGCUGUUUUAAUUUUUUAGUACAUAACUGAAAAUUCCUGUACAUAUUUAUGGACAUGAUUAUAAAUUGGAAGAAUUAUUUAUUGAUUUAUGACUAGUCACUGUUUGAAAGUAUUAUUUCUAAAAUUUAAAGAAUAAAAUUUAAGCAAGAAAUUAAAAAUAAUGCUGAGUAAAGCUGAUGUAAAUAUUUAUAACAAAUUUAUACAUUUGUUCUUUGGUAUUUUCAUAGUAAAUAUUUUUAAAUAUUAUAUAAAGCCAAGAUUUCAGAAUUUAAGCAAUAUUUACCCAGAUAAAAUUAUUAUGAUUUAAUUUUAGAAUUUGCCCUUUAUUUUAUUCAAAGCAUAUGUAGAACAUGGUGUUGUCAGUGCUUUGUGCUCCAGAACUAGGCAAAAUUUUAUUGGUUUAAGCAUCUUUUGUUGUGUGUCUGUUUUAAAUGCAUCAUGAGUGAAUUAAUUUUAACUAUGUGUGCUGUUUUUACAAACCACGUGAAACUUAACUGCCUUAAUAAUAUAUUUGUUUAGUGACCAAAGAAAAAUAAAACUAACCCAUGCUGGUAUAAAGUAGUAUUUGUUCUUAAUAUGCUUUAAACUAAGUAAAAUAAUAACGUCUCUUAUUUUUCAGUUCUGAAAUGGCUAAAUGAAUUUAAAUGUUAUAAUAUUUCAUGCCUUAGGUAACAGUUUUUGUGUUUGCUUAUAAAAUGCUGUCAGGGUAUUUACUUGUUUAUUACUUGUCAGGGUGUUUACUUAAGUUUAAGUGUUAUAUAUUUAUUAAUUUAUAAGACAUAAAAUAGUAAACAUUUACAUAUUUUUUAUGUUUAUCUGCUUGCUAUUCUAUCCCUAGUAGAAAAUGCCUAAAUUUCUUUUUCAUCUGCUAAGUAUUUAUUAUUGAAUAGUUUUUGAUGUUGUUAGAUAUUAAUAUAUUUAAACAAUUAAUUACUUUUUAAUGAUAGUGCAGUGGAAAUAUGCUGUUAAGAGAAUUGGCAAGAUUUUGCUUACUUCUAAUCUUACAUAACAUUAAGUUUCUUAAUAUGAAUGAAAACCCAAAUAAACAAAGAAUUUUUCCAAGUUUUUAUGUUCAUGGUGCCAUGCAAGUCUUACGUCCGUUAUAUUUUAAUACUGUGGAUUUUUAUAAUAGUAUCAGAGAAAUAGUCUAUUUUAGAGCUGUUAUAUAUAUUUUUUUUCCAAAUGACUAUCAAAAUCAUAUUUUGAUUUCUGAAUGAGGAAUUUUUGCAUGUAGAGUAUGAGUAUACCCCAGAAGAAGAAGGUGAAAUGUGUUUCAGUGAUUAUUUUCAUUUAUGGUGUAGUGCUAUUAGUAAAAUUCUAGGGGGGACUUGAUUUUUAGGACAUUCAGUUCUCAUCUGUGUUUAUUCAUAGAGGGUUUUGCCUGUAAAGUACAUAAAUUUGAAAAUGGUAUUAUUUAUUGUAAAAUUUUGUAAUGAUAGAUGUGAUAAUGGUUGUAAAUGAAACCUAGCUGGCAUUUCAAGAUGGUUUUCAGAAUAAUGUAAUAUUUUUUAAUAAUAACUUUUUUACAGUAUUACAGAGUUCAGAUAUUUCUUAACAUGGGAUGGAGCUCAUACGAUUCUAUGUAAUUGACCAUGCAAUUUAAGAAAUAAGUAAAUUUAAUGUGGGUAAAAUAGGGACUGACUUACAAAGCAGUUGACAAACUGUGGAUAUCAAAUUGUUAGAUCAAAUCUAUGCAUGUUUUAAUGCCUUUGAAUCAUAGUUUAGUAAGGCUUCACUGAGCCUGUGUCUUUUAAAUUUUGUAUGUUUAAAAAAUGCAUACAUUGUUUAAUGUUGUUGUUGUGACUAAUCUCACUUGUCUGACUUAAUCAUCACAAGGCCACAAACUUUACUAUGGCAAGAAGACACUUGAGCACCCCAGGGGGGAUCAUUCUGAGGGUCUCUCAUCCCUCUUCUCGCACUAUCAAACCACACGAGAGGCCUUUCAGCUCACCAUAUAUUUAGAGGCUGUACAUUUACAAGAUCCAUACCUUCUCUGGAAUUCGAACAUGGUCCUUACGGUAUGGCAGCCAGAGUACUAACCACUAUUCUGUUGGCUGGCUGCACUUUAUUUAGUGCUAGAAGUAGAGAUAAAAGGCAUGUUUUAAUGUCAAACAUUUACUUGUGAUUUCAGUCAUUCAUCUAGGGAAUUGGUUCUAUUUUGUAGUGCAAAAGCUGGUAGGGUGGAUACAUCAAGUGUAAGUUGGCUGUUUAAUGGUGAGCAUGUUACCAUUAAAGAAAAUUGUAUUAUUUAUUGUAAAUUAUUAUUGUAAUUUAUUAAAGUGGAUUAUUUUUAAAAGCAAAAGUUUGUUUCCAUGAUAAUAAUAAAUUUUAUCUUGAUUUAAAUAUUUAAGCAUUUGGUGUGAUCUGCACUGGCUGCUAGAGUCAAAUGUUAUGGGAAAUUGUCAAGUUACUUUUAGAGUGUACUCAUCAUUUGUAGAGAUGGGACAUUUGAGUCUUCAAAUCCCAUGAAUUUUAUGAGAAAUUUGACAUGAAAACUUUAAUCUUUGUGCUUUCACAAUUCAAAUCCCAGCUUAAAAAAAACAUUAAAUAUUUUAACUUGAACCUUUUGAAAAAUAAAUUUUAAUUAUCUCUUAUGCACUAGUGAAAAAGAUGGUGAUUGUUGCAAUUUCAAUUUACAUUGAUCGCUCACAUCAUAGUAGCAUUGAGUUGCGCCCAGCCUUGUGGGAGAGAAUGUAGCAUUUCAUGUAUAAUGUGUACAUAUAUUAAUUCUAGAAAUAAUUCUGCCUUCCCUACAUUUGCUUUAAAUUUUUAAAUUUAGCUGUUGCUCAAAUAUUUUUUGUCAAAUUAUAUUGAGUAAAUGAAUCUAAAGAUUCAAGAGUUUUAAUUUUGUAUUUAUUUACCAAAUGUCAUUUGAAUCUUUUCAAUAAAUAUAAACAUGCUAUUAAAAAUUGUAAUUUCGAACUUGUUUUUCAUUAAACACAGAAUUGAAAUUUCGCUUUGAUAAGAAAAAUUUUUAUAUUCAAUAAAACAUUUUCCCUUUUUACUAUUCUUAAAUGAAAGGUAUAAAAAAUUUCAGAGCAUUUUGAGAUUUAGGUUUGAGAAAGAUUAGGAUCUGCCCCAUCUUGAAUCACCUGCAUAUUAUCUACCAGUGAGUGUACUAGCAUUUGCCACUAACAUCACAUUUCUUCAAAAUUUUUUCAAAGGUAAUGAAAAUAAAUAUAAUAUAUUUUGAUUUUUAUUUCAAGAAUUGAUGAAAUUAAAAUUUUAUUUGUAAAAGACAACUUCGGUUAUUUUUAAACUUGAUAUGUUAUUUGUAAUGCUUAUACUUUGUUUGUUUUAUUGUUUUAAUCCUGGUAUACGCUUUACUAGUUAAUGCUUUCAUAGGUUCAAUGUAAUUUAUGUCAUAUAAGUUAAUUCAAUAAUUUUUUUUGUGUGUAUGGGAAUUCAAUAUAAUUUUAACUUUUUAAUAUCUGAGGAGGAUAUUGUCAUUGUUAGAAUUGUGUAAAAUAGCAUUUAUCACCGGUUCUGCUUUAGGCAUCUAAACAAACAUUGUGUUACUUUCAAUAAUUUUAAGGAAAAAACCUUAAAAAUUUUUAUAUGUUUGAAACUACUUAAAUUUAUAUGUAAAUGCAUUUAAAUAUGUUGUUGGCAUUUUGUUAUUUCAAGCUCUUAUAUUUUAAAAUGUGUUUUUUGUUAUUUUCAUACAUGAUGAGAAAAUGAAAAUACUGAAUUUAUGUCAAUUCUCUUUUUAUAUAUGCAAAAUGUGUGUUAAUAUGUAUGCAGUGAGCAAUACACAACAGUUUUCUCAAGCUUUUGUCUACAAACUGGUGAUUAAUCUUUUUUUUGUCAGCUUUUGUCAAGAAAAACAACCUAAAAUACUUUUUUUUUUUUUUUUUUGGUAUGUGUGUGUGUGUGGUUAUCAGUAGAAAUUGUUACAUUCAAAAGGUUUCAUUACUCUGCAUACCUAUGCAAUGCAACAUUUCUUUAAAUUUUUGGUACAAGCAACAAAUGCAUUGUUAUAUUGGAUGCCUUUACCACAGUAUUUCUUAUAAUAAUAAUUAUUUCAUAAACUUCUGAUAAUAAGCUAGAGGUGACACAUUUUAUCUUGAAAAUUGUAAUCUGCUGUAUGUUUUUGAACGUGCAUAUAAAGAUACUUCCGAAAAUCUUUUUACAGUUUUAUAGUCAUGAAAUGAACAUUUUUCCAUUAUCUCCCAUAUGUAACAAUUUUUUUUCUGUGCAUAAAUAAGUAACAGUUACAUGUGGCAUUCUUCAUAAAGUUUUCUGUACAGCAAAAAAUUUAGAUCAUUUAUCAUAGCAUAUUUUAAAAUUUCUUUGAAAGAAAAUUUGUUUUUUUGAUGUUAAAUGUUACCACUAAAUAUUGCUGUACAAAUUUUAAACACACUGUCUACACUUCCUUGCUUUUCUGUACUGUAUAAUAUUAUCCUUCUAUUCAAAUUUAUAUACUUAAGAGAAGAUAUCUCUUUAUAGUUAUGCUGUCUACAAACCAUACUUAUUUCUGCUGAUAUUCCCAUUUUAAGUAGAAAAGACUGCUUGAUGAAGGCAGUUUGAAGACCUCUAACACAAAUGAAAACAGUGGCUAUAUGUAGAAUCCUAAUGUUAAACACAGAUUCAAAUUUUAAAAUGCUUGAAAGUGCACAGAUGAAACAAUACGUUUCUGAAUAUCAGUAUCUAUUGCAGUAGGAGAAAUUUAAUAGAUUUAUUUUUGCAUAUUAAUUCUUUAGUAGAUGCAUUUUCAUCAUAAGCAUGCUUCUUACAAACAUUUGCCUAAAAAUAUCCAUUGUCAUUUUCUGAAACAUAAAUUUCCUUUAUUAUCAAUCAAAAAUUAUGCAUAUAGCAUUAUGAAGCAAAUCAAAUAUAAACAGAAAAAAAUCAUUUCCAAUAAAUAUGAUAAUUAUCAAUUAAAAUUAUGCAUAUAGCGUUAAAGUUUAUUUUGAAAGUUUCGAAUUGAAAAUCCCAAACUCACUUUUUAUCUUUGAUGCAAUUGUUUGCUUAAAUUAAGCCCCCACCUCACCAAAAAAUAAAUUAAAUCAUUAUUUUAGGCUGUGUUUUAUCCACUGACAUUUAGUCAAGCAUCUUAAAACUAUACUAUAUACUUAAAACCAAAUCUUAAAUAAAGUUAAAACAUCCAAAUAUGAUGGCAGCAUUGCAAAUUUAAUAGCCACCUCUUUAACUGUUUCCCUGUAAUGGCAUUGCAUUUUCUAUUAAAUGUGUAUAAUACCUCUGUAACUGUGAACAUAAAUAGAAUCUGGUAAUUUUUUAUUACAAAUUAAAUAUUAUUUGGAAUUAAAAAAUUCACGCAUUGUUGCUGUUUGUUUUUAUUUUUAUGAAGCAUUAUGGAAAACAAAAUUCGUAUGUCAUCCUUUUGACUGCUUUAGUAUUUCUGUAUUAACAUUAGAAUUUAAUAAGCAGAUUAAAAUUUUAAAUUUUUUUGAUUAGCUAUGUUAGAUGCUGAAAUUCGUAAAUUGUUAAACUCAAGUAUAAAUUGAUAAUAUAUUCAACAUAAAGCAACUGUGCAGCAAAGCAUGAACAGUACCACAGGCGACUCAGAAUAUUAUGAGCUAUUUCUGUUUUUAUUUUCGCUGUAGGAUUAUGAUUUUAAACUGAGUGAAUGUAUUGUCUGUUUUGGAAUUAAACGGAAUUUUGAAUAGCGAAAGACCAAAGUAAUUGAGUUAAAAAAAAACUUUUUUUUUUUCAUGGAAAGGUUUAAAAAAGGCUUUCAUUAGUUGGUUCAAGUUUUAAAAUGAGGGAAAAAACUAUUAAAACUAAAUAUUUUUUAUGUCUGAGCAUCUAUGAGUACAUAAUUUAUGAAAAGUUAAAGUGGAAGCUCUUCUAAAUGGAAAGGGAGUCAGAUAUUUGAAAAUUAGCUGCUUGAUGAUAAACAGCAUUCUCAAAUUGUUCGGGGUGGGAGUUAAAAUACUACAUUGUAAGUUUUUCAACGUUUAAAUAGAACCCAAAGUGACAGUAGUGAGAAUCUUUGUCUUAAAGGUAAAAUGACACUGAUAGGCAUUGCAGUUACUUUUCUUAAGAUCAUAUUUUCACUACCAGAUACAGCACUGCAUGUCUUAGGUGAUAUAUGGAUCAAUGUCUGUGUUAAUUAUUACUAAAAUGGUUUAUUUAAAAUAUACCCCUGAAUGCUUUUUGUGUGUCCCCAAAGCUUCAUAAAAGCAAAACCUGUGCAUUUAGAUUCAUCCAAAUAGAGUGCUGAAUUUGUUGAAAUUAUGUGUAUGUGAACAGUAUUUAACUUUUUUCCAUAGUUCGUUUGUCACUAUAUGUAAUGUAAAAGAAGCUGAGAGAAAAAUAAUUGGAAUCACCUGCAUUGAAGUGACUAUAAUUAUUUUAACUCUUCUUAUUUUGAGUACUGCAGUUCCUGAAAUUUACAGAAGUAUAUAGAUCAGCAGUGUUCCUUCAUCUGAAAAAGUCUGUAUUUAGCAAAUAUAAAAAUGAUCUUUAUUUUGUACAUAUUGUGAAAUAUUGGUAUUUGCGACUUUGUGUACAUGAUUUUAUGUAUUUAUUUUUUAUAUAAUUUUUUAUUAAAGAUUUUAACAUUUAUCACCUUUUUUUCCUUUUCAGUAAAAACAUAUUACUUAAUGCAUUAAAAGAAUGACCCGCAUUAAUUCUUCCUGAUCUGAAUUCACACGUUUAAGUGAUUUAAUGUGUACAGACAUUUUAUUUUGACUAACAGAUUACAUGUAAUAUCACUUAUGAUAUUCAGUAACCUGUUUAAACUUUUGAAACCGUAAAUAAAGCAUUUUAUAAUA
Messenger RNA from Stegodyphus dumicola, 12022 nucleotides. It is a transcript of the gene Strip, whose product is annotated as striatin interacting protein. Gene Ontology annotation, cellular component: cytosol. Gene Ontology annotation, biological process: cytoskeleton organization. The record is from RefSeq and is a predicted model, not a curated record. Lineage: Eukaryota; Metazoa; Arthropoda; Arachnida; Araneae; Eresidae.